This is a messenger RNA of Ceraceosorus bombacis, 1498 nucleotides long. NCBI's taxonomy places the organism in Eukaryota, Fungi, Basidiomycota, Exobasidiomycetes, Ceraceosorales, Ceraceosoraceae. The record is from the annotation of a GenBank genome assembly.
UGCAUCAUGCGAUCGAAUUGUCAAACGUUGCUCGGCGCUGCUGAAUCUCGCGCAUUUCGAAUCGCUAGCGGGAUUCGGCGCGCCGAGAUGCAGACGUAGCCAGAUUGGAAACGAGCCGAAGCUGCAAGAUCGCAAAGGGAAGAAGAGCAAGGGUCUGGAGCAGUCGUGAGUACCUCUUGAUGUUGACGCACGUCUGGUUGAACUUUCCUCUUGCAAAGCCAUUUGGGACGUUGGCAGGGAAAAAUGCGCAGAAAUGAUUAGGAGCAAUACUCGACCGCUUGCUUUGCCGCAGUAGCGCUUGGCAAUAGGUGUAGGUGCAGCAUUCAUCCAUCUCGAAGCAUGGCGAAGAGCACCACGCAACGCAUAGACUCGCUUGGAAUAGCGAGUCGUGCCUUUUCGGCACGGUGCGUGUUGUUGUGAAGCGCUGAAGCGACUUUCUCGUUGCUUCGAUCACCGGUAGCGUGCCACUGUGGCCGCCCAUAUUCGCCAGCGCUGCUUCAACGUGCAACACAAGCACAGCUACACCGCAAACCCUACGCACUUUCGACCCGAUGUGCACAGACUUAGACGGGCUUCCUGCAUACACGCUCGUCCAACCCUGUCAUCUAUUUCAAGGCAGGCACCAGGACGUCACCCUACUUCGGGCUUUGGGACUGCCUCUUGAUAUUAUCGAAUACAUCAUCUUGCACACGAUGGUAGGAUUCGUCCCGCUGCAAACGAGCGCCACGACGCUCAAAGAAACGACAGAAAGCUUUGCUGAGCCGGCAGCGAUGAGGAUCGCGAUCGCGACGGGCGCGGUCCAGGUGGUGCUAGUGUGCUCUACCCAUCACCUCUCGGGCCAAGUCUGAGUGUUGCUUUUGAAAUGUAGAUUUCGCCGGCAGCGGCGCCCAUUGAACCCUAUUUCUCUUUCGAAACUCUUGCCGAGACAGCCAAGAGCUUCUGUGCGCUGGCGCAUCAACACGGUCGAAAGUGCCUUUGUGACGAACAAUCUCGACCAAUCUGAAGACUCCGCAAGCUUCUGGAUGGUCACCAGGCUCACCGGGCCUUUGCAACGAUCGAUGUCGUGUCUUUCCCCAUCCUCGAUCUCGUGCAUCGUCGUGGACCCUCAUUCUUCUAACUCGGUCAAAAUCCAGUCUACCUCUGAUCUCUCGAUCUGUACGUCGCAGGGGUAUUGCGGUUUAGCGGGCUUUGAUGCGCUGCAACAUCGAUGACAUACAGCAGCGGGUCGGAAUGGAAUAGAUCGCCCAGCCCAGCGACGUUCUUGCGACUGGCGAGUUUCAAAGGACUGCAGCAUGGCAGCAAGUCAAAAGACGAGAGAUCGAUGAGGCGAACGGCGGCCCUGUUGGGCUGCUCAGAAAUUUGCUGCAACGCUUCCAAGUACAGGUUGACUGAGCUGCGAACCGUUCUUCAGGCGCAUCCAUAGAAAGGUAUAAAAAAGGCGCUUUUAAGCCCACAUCACCUUCCUUCUCAACAACACUCUUACCGUCACGAAUUAAUC